AUGUACUCUAUUCGUGACAAGAAAGCGAGUUGGGAAGCACCUCAGUGCCAGUUGAAUGAGCAGACUGCUAUUAGAAGUUUUGCGUUCCGCCUUGCUCUUCCUCAGAGCGAGAUUGGUUUUGCCCCUCAGGACUAUGAUCUUUAUGAAGUCGGGUCUUUUGACGUUGACAAUUUGCCCUCCGCGCAGAGAGGUAACCCCGUUUCUCUUGCCCUCGGCAAUUUUGAUCUUGAGGUACAUGCUGGAGAUAAUUUUGCUAUUGGUUCUGAUCCGAAGGCUAGUUAUCACACUUUGAGCAAUCAAGGUCCUUCUUUUUAUCUUGGUCGUCUUUGCAAGACUGAUACUCAGAUUGGCAAAGUUGUAACUUCUUCUAGCGAGGUUCCUGCAUCUACUACCGUUAAUCCUGCUGAGUAUGCCUUGUUCCAUCUUGGUAAUACUGCUCCCACUGUUACCUCCGGUGCUUCUUAUGAUUUCGUUAAUCCGAAUAACCUGCAUGCUGUUGGUUCUGUUGGUUCUGUGACGGUCAAUGAUCUUCGACUUGCGUUCCAGAUGCAGAAAUAUUUUGAAAAACUGGCUUUGUCCGGUUCCAGAUUCCCGGAAAUCCUUCUUGGUCAAUGGGGCGUCGUUUCCCCUGACGCCUCCAUUCAGCGCCCCGAGUAUCUCGGCGGUACUCGUAUUCCGCUUAAUGUUCAGCAGGUUUCCAAUAAUGCCCAGACUGAUACAGAUUUCCUCGGCGAUGUCGGUGCAAUGAGCGUCACAUCUGAUGUAUCCGAUGUCAUUAGCAAGUCUUUCACCGAACCCGGUUAUCUGUAUGUCCUUGCUGUUGUGCGAUAUGAUCACACGUACAAGCCCAAUCGUUACUCUGCCGAGAUGAAGCCUGGUAUUCCGAAUUCUCUCGCCUCUUGGCACCUUGGUGACUACUACACUGAGCCUCCCACUUUGAGCGCUGGAUGGAUGCAAGAAGAUAAGACGAACGUAGAUCGCGUACUUGCUGUUACUUCUGCUAAAAAGCAGUAUGGUGAUGAUAAGUCCCUGUAUUAUGAUCUUGGAGACAUUGAGCCGGAGUUUUCUUUGAUGUCUCGUCGUCCCGGCAUUGGAGGAUUUUUUUAUCAAGAUCAUCCGGAGUGUAUUGAUUUUUCCACGAUUUCCCUUUAUAAUGGUCUUAAUGGAGUUGAGACUUUUCCUGUUCCUAAAUUCAUUCUCGACCAUGCCAUUCUUACCGAUGAGAAGAUGCGUCAAUUACGUGAAGAGCGUCGGCAGAUUGCCAAAGACCGAAUUGCUUUGACUCUUGCCGAUACUGAAUUAGAUUACAUUGAGUAUAUGGCUAUGAAAGAGGAUAGUUUGGUUUCUCGGACAAAGUCUCUUGUCCGUAAUUUAGAUAAGGAGUUAUGA
Messenger RNA from Cylicocyclus nassatus, 1389 nucleotides. The record is from the annotation of a GenBank genome assembly. NCBI's taxonomy places the organism in Eukaryota, Metazoa, Nematoda, Chromadorea, Rhabditida, Strongylidae.